Molecule: messenger RNA, 1536 nt
Organism: Adineta ricciae
Lineage: Eukaryota; Metazoa; Rotifera; Eurotatoria; Adinetida; Adinetidae
Source: the annotation of a GenBank genome assembly
AUGAUGAAUACUUGGUCUUAUUUCUAUUUAAUACUAUUAAUAAAUCUUGUGUGUUCGCAAGAUGUAUAUCAAUCCAAAUUCACGUUGUCCAUACCGGGCACACUAUACGAGCCUGCCAAUAAGGAUGCGCAGUAUAUUAUAUCAGUUUUUGUCUCUUCGUUUAUGCAGUGUGCAAUACAAUGCAACUGGAAUUCUAAAUGUCGAGUAUUCGACUAUGGUGCCAUGCAGUCAAAUGAAUGUCGUCUGUUCGAAGGUGAUAUAGGUGUGUUAGGAUCAAUAGGCAUGUCAUCAACGCCAGAUUCUAAUGGUGGAUUAGUUCAGCUCGAUCCAUCUCUCUUCGCUCAAUACGGUCAAACAUGUUCCUCUGCCUGCACUGAAAGCCGAUAUCUGCAAUGCAAUAAUGGGUUUGUAUGUGAUUGUAUGCCACAUACAUAUUGGGACACAUAUUGGAAAAUGUGCCUUCCACAAAUGACAGUAGCUGGCGCAUGGUGUCAAUUUAGUGCGAAUAUGUGUCGAGAAGAUCUCAAUCUAACCUGUUCAGCGAUGGGUCAAUGCGAAGGAAUAGUUCCUGCAUCAACCACGGAUGGAGUUAAUAUUGCCGAUCAAUCAACUAUCAUAGAAGGAGAUUCAACUAAUGGUUUUGAUAAUCCAAUAGGAGUUAUUGUUUAUGGCGAGCCUGGUGAUGAAUCUCUGAUUGUUGCUGAUUCGGUAAAACAACAAAUAGUUCUUUUAAAAAACAUCAGUUCUCACCAGGCAAAGGCAUCUGUUCUAAUUCAUAAUGGAACUGACGGAACCUACUUAUCCUACCCAUCGUAUUUGUACCUUGAUAAAGAUCAUCAGUAUGAUCUGUACAUUACUGAUAAUGGAAAUAACCGUAUUCUUCUGUUAUCCUCAAUGCAAAUAACCGAUCCAUUACCACAAAACGUUGCUGGUACUUUCGGUGCGGGUGGAUUAUCGGCAAGUACUUUGUCAGCACCUAAUGGAGUAACACUUGAUAAUCAAAAUAACAUUCUUAUUGCUGAUACUUAUGGUCACCGAAUCAUGCUCUGGUCGCCAAGUGCUACGUCUGGAACUAUAAUUAUAGGUACAGGAGAUCCCGGGACUGGCUCAACAGAAUUGAAUUAUCCUACGGGUGUAUUUUUUGAUAAACAACAAUCGACAUUAUAUGUUGCCGAUAAUGGAAAUAAUCGAAUUCAGCUUCUCAACAUGACUGCCGGUGCGCCGUAUGUUGGAAUAACAGUAGCAGGAGGAAAUGGAGCUGGAACUGCAAGUAAUCAACUUAAUCAACCUUCUGGUGUCUGGGUGUCACCAACUACCGGAGCAAUCUACAUAUCUGACACAGGAAAUAAUCGUAUUCAACGAUGGAACUUCAAUGCAACUGAUGGUACGACAGUUGCCGGUGAUCCAAAUGGUGGUUCAGGUUCGACUGCUGCCAGAUUAAAUUCACCAACUGGCUUAACUAUUAAUAGCAAUGAAACAUAUUUAUAUGUCAGUGACACUGGCAAUAAACGAAUUCAACGUUUUGCCCUUACAUAA